This is a messenger RNA of Notolabrus celidotus (New Zealand spotty), 3279 nucleotides long. RefSeq names its product WD repeat domain 32 (gene wdr32). Bases 212 to 1780 code for a protein of 522 amino acids. The transcript has 7 exons. Gene Ontology annotation, cellular component: Cul4-RING E3 ubiquitin ligase complex. Gene Ontology annotation, molecular function: protein binding. NCBI's taxonomy places the organism in Eukaryota, Metazoa, Chordata, Actinopteri, Labriformes, Labridae. The record is from RefSeq and is a predicted model, not a curated record.
UGUAUGUGUUUCCGGUAGCAGUUAAGCUAGCCGUGUACAGUUUGACGCGCGGCGAGAAGGCGCUGCCAAGUCUGACAACAACAUAUACGUUGCAUUUGCAGCUAAAUAUCAAACGCCAUGGUCUCAUAAACAGGAGGAAGAACACACGGGUCCAUGUUUGGUAGGUGACCGGAGUCAGUCGAGUUACGAAGUGGACGCUGGAGAGGCGAACAUGAGCUCCGAGCACCAGAGCGACAGCGAGGACGCGGACGAGUCGCGGGACAGGCCCAACGGCGGCAGCGACAAAGAGGAAGACCCUGACAUCGACGACUCGGACGUGGAGGAUGACCCCCCUCAGAGGGUUUCUCCUCCCCGGCCGGACCGUACUGCAGCUGGGUCCCCUGCGUCCCGAGAACAGGAGCCCUCCUCCUGCCAGCCGCCCGCCGCCGCCGCGCCGCAGACCGGGAGCGGCGAGGGCUCCAGCAGCAGCGACGUCCGCAGCGGGAGCAGCCUGUUCUCAUGGCUGCAGAGAAGGACCAUAAGAAGAGGGGUGUUUGUGGACCCGGCUAGAGACAACUUCAGGACAAUGACUAACUUGUACUGCUCAAUGAACCCGGCUGCAGAGUCUGUGAACCUGAGCACUCAGACUCAUGGAGCUGUGUUCAACCUGGAGUACUCCCCGGAUGGGUCUGUGCUGACUGUGGCCUGUGAGCAGACUGAAGUCCUUCUGUUUGAUCCCAUCUCAUCCAAACACAUUAAAACUCUGACGGAGGCCCACGAGGAUUGCGUCAACAACAUAAGGUUUUUGGACAAUCGCUUGUUUGCCACCUGCUCUGACGACACCACGAUUGCAUUAUGGGAUCUGCGUAAGCUGAACUCGAAGGUUUGCUCGCUGCACGGCCACGCCAGCUGGGUGAAGAACAUCGAGUACGACACGAACACUCGCCUCCUCGUCACGUCGGGCUUCGACGGAAACGUCAUCACGUGGGACACCAACAGGUUCACAGAGGACGGCUGCCCACACAAAAAGUUCUUCCACACGCGAUACUUAAUGAGGAUGCGUCUGACUCCAGACUGCUCCAAGAUGCUCAUCUCCACCUCCUCGGGGUAUCUGCUCAUCCUCCACGACCUGGACCUCACGCAGUCCCUGGAGGUGGGCAGCUACCGGAUGCUGCGAGCGAGACGGACUCCCCUCAGCUCAGAUGGCGGCACAUCAACGUCUCGAUCAGCUGGAACUCCUCGUCAAGGAAACGACUCCAGCAAGCUCCACCCUCACAGGGAAGGUAUUUCUCCAAGGAACAGCCUGGAGGUUUUGACUCCAGAGAUCCCCGGAGAGAGAGACCGAGGGAACUGCAUCACCUCCCUGCAGCUCCACCCAAAAGGCUGGGCCACGCUCAUCAGGUGCUCCAGCAACAUGGACGAUCAGGAGUGGACGUGUGUGUACGAGUUCCAGGAGGGAGCGCCAACCCGCCCGCUCGUCUCCCCCCGCUGCUCCCUCCGCCUCACCCACUACAUCGAGGAGGCCAACGUGGGCCGGGGCUACAUCAAAGAGCUGUGCUUCAGCCCGGACGGACGACUCAUCUGCUCCCCGUACGGCUACGGCGUCCGCCUGCUGGCCUUCGACGAGAACUGCGGCGAGCUGGCCGACUGCAUGCCCGUCCAGACCAGCUGCCUCCGGGAGAUCCGCUCCAUCUACUCGCACAGCGACGUGGUGCUCACCACCAAGUUCUCCCCCACACACUGCCAGCUGGCCUCAGGCUGCCUUAGCGGACGAGUCGCCCUUUAUCAGCCCAAGUUUUAGAGCGCGGAGCUUGUCGGAGGAUGACGAGCCGCAGAGCCGGGUGAAGAAGUGCAGAGAGCUAGAAGAGAAUGUAGUCGAUGAUUUCAACACUACAUCUACAGCGCCCUGCGUACGUACUCACCACAUGUAGUCUUUAAACAUCUGACAAAGUUACAACCAGGAAUUUAAAUAAACUUACUUUUUAAUCCGUUUUUUAAGAAGUCCCAAAUCUUUGGGACGAGUAUUCACAUGAAGGUGAUUGGUUGCACCUUAUCUUUGUUACUUCAAAGCUUGGUGUGUUUUUAUUUCUUAGUCAUUUUGGGUAUCAUGUUGAAUGAAUCCCACCUUUCACAUCUAUGGAGUAUUUAUUGUUGGUGUUUUACAAACAACCCUGAUGAAAUAUGAAGUUGUAACGUGUCAAAAUGUGGAAGAUUUCAGUGAGGUUGAGUACUUAUGCACUUCUGGCCUCCUCCAAGUAUGUAAAAACCACCGUGUAAGGUGAAAUAAAAGUCUCCCAGCAUUUGUUUUAAAGUGCUGAAGUGGACCAAAGAGGUGGGAUUUAUUAAACACAGAUAUUCCACUAUCAGUAGAUGGAUUACUGUGAUUUUCCUGGAAUCUCCUCCCAUCCAGCAUCUUAAACCAUCAAUCCUAGAAGCACUUCUUCACUCAGCUCUGCGGCUGUGAAACACUGAAUUUUAGGAUAUUGGAAUUUGAUCGGAAAGACGACUUCAGCUGUGGCUCACUGAUCGGGCGACAGUAGUGGAUUAAAAUCUUUCAUCUUUGACCUCAAGAAGAAGUGAAACACUUUGAGGAAGUCAGACUGGAGGAACCGACUCCUGAUCAAGUGGAGGAGAGGGUUUAAAUCCCAAAGUGCAACUUGGCAUUGAAGAGAAACAGACUCUGCAGUUCAUUUUUUUUUCGUACUAAAAAUGGAUUUGUCUCUAUAACAGUAGAAAACUUUGAUUAUAUUGAGACUCGGCACGUCCUGUUGUUGUUGACAAAAAACACUAAGGAUGCAAACAAGCGGACAGACGGAUAUCGCUCCAUCCAUCCUCUAUAACGCCACAGGAUUAAAAAAGUCUGUCGCCUGCGCUGUCGUUUAUCGUUUGACACGGAGUCCUCCGCUGCGGAUCGUAUCGCUCUGCUCAUGCCUUCUCCACAGGUGCUGCUUCUCUGCUCAAACAAUCUGAACUUUGACCCCAAACCCCCUUCAGCUCAGACCUCCAGGACCUCAUCGCCAACGCCUUGUCCCUCUUUUUACCCGCCGCGCCUUCUGUUCUCCACCCUCACCCCCCUGUUUUCCACCCUCAUGCUCUCCAGUGGUUUAGGUUUGUAGUGGUUUUGCUGGUGUAUUUAUGAUGGCACUACUAGUUCACAGUGUUUGAUUCGUUUGAGUCACUGUUCGCAAUCAUUGAGGCAGCUUAAGGUCUAAUUACAGUUCUCAUUACCCGUCACAGGUUUGUGUUUUUAUCCUAACCUUAAUGCUGUCUGGACAAAAUAAAGUCUAACUUCUGUCAGUG